GGUCAGAAGGCAUUCGGUAUGAAAGCCUUCAGCAGCAAGCGGGASGGGAAUGCUUCGAGGAUGCUCUUACCCAUUGAAUUCCUCACCAAGACCAAUGGGUAUAGGAGAAGUGGUCAAUACCCRACGGUCUCCGCUGGUUACCAGCUCUCGUUGCCUCUUGUGUCGUUCGACGCUCCAGGAGAAAGUCUCGCAGGCUUGUCAGCGUGCUCUAGCGAUCGGCGGCAGGAUGUCUCGACUCCACAACCAUCUGUGUCCGCGAAGGAGAAACUCAUUACUUACCAGAGGCGUCCGAGCGGUGGGUCAUCGGGAAACGUUCCGAAGAGGAAGGUGCUCGACAAACCACCUUCCAGUCUUCCGGGAAGCUCGCGUGCCGGUAGAAGCUCGCGCUCGUGGGACACCUCCCAACGUCGAAUGGACGAGGAGUCAAGCGAGAAGAUGGAGGACGGUGAACGGAUUCGCCGAUUGCAAUCCCUGUCACUAGCCACGCGAAGGUUCACCCAGGGCGAAGGCUCUUGCGAUGUGAAUGAAGAGCGGGAGGAUAGUAGAGGUGACGAAGCCCGGGCGAGGGGCGAUGGAGAAGACGAUGAGAAUGAAGGAGAAUGUGGUGGUGGGCAGGACCACAUGGAUUGCGAAAAGGCAGCGGCAAGCGGCGGGGUGCUCGGUGGUAAUGUGGGUGGCUCGGAGAUGGAAGACCAAGAGAUGGAAGAUGAGGAAAUGGAAGACGAGGAAAUGAAAGACGAAGGACAGGAUGUCGAUGUUUCCGCGGAGCUUACUUCGAAGAGGAGGGGAAAACGCACAGCGGAAUCGUCGCCGAAGCGAGCCGCGCCUAAGAAGCAGGCUCGAAGAAAAGUUGUGCAGGACGCUCGGCUCGCCUUGGAUGCAGCUGGUGGUACGGCUGGUGAAGCCGGUGUGGAAUCCAAAUCCAAAGCUCGGGUUCGCAAAACGUCGCAACCCAGGAAGCCUGUGCGGCCGUCGAGGCACCCGAAAUCGGAUGACUCGAGCGACGAUGCUGAAGGGUGUCUUCAGGAGCUGGAUAGCCUAGAACCAGAGGCCGGGUGAUUCCCGGGGUUUAGUAGUCCAUCCCAUGUCGUGCUGACGUGGUCACAUUUUGGCUAAUGGAUGGUAGAUUCCAGA
This is a messenger RNA of Chara braunii, 1134 nucleotides long. NCBI's taxonomy places the organism in Eukaryota, Viridiplantae, Streptophyta, Charophyceae, Charales, Characeae. The record is from the annotation of a GenBank genome assembly.